CACAAAAUAGAUAGAAUACAAUUCUGUCUAAAUUUAAACGCUUUAGAAACAGUUUCUCAUCAAAUGUUAACAAAUUUAAGAUGAGGAUCAUUGCAUUGAUUGGUAUCUGCCUGCUAGGGGUAGCUGUAGCUGAUGAUGGAGCUAAAUUGCUAGCAGCUAAGAAUGUACUAAAUCAGCACAUUGUAGAAGGAAAAGAUUUGACAGUGACUUAUACAAUCUAUAAUGUUGGCUCUAGUGUUGCAUUGAAAGUAAUCUUAUCUGAUGACAGCUUUCCCUCGUCUCAGUUCAUAACAAUCAGUGGUAGCAAGGAGAUCCACUGGGACCGUAUUGCUCCAGGCAGUAACGUCACCCACACUCUAAUUUUAGAACCAAAAAUCAGUGGUCCAUUUAAUUUCACUGCUGCUAGUAUUACCUAUGUGGUAGUUGAGGGAGAGGAAGAACCACCGCAGUUUGGAUACACAAGUGCUCCAGGAGAAGGUUAUAUUAAUGCAUUCAAGGAUUUUGAUAGAAAAUAUGCUCCUCAUUAUAUGGACUGGGGUGCGUUUGCCAUAAUGACACUGCCCUCUAUCGUCAUACCAUUUCUUUUAUGGUACAGAAGCAAGACAAAAUAUGAUGCACUGAGCAAUAAGAGCAAGAAAAACUAAGUCUCUACAGUACUCAACAUCUUCUCUUCCAGCUAACUUCUCAAAUGUAUCUGCAUAUAAAUAUGUGCAUUCAAAUGAAUUAUAUAGAUGAAUAUUUUUAUCAUCUUUAAAUCUUAUUUUAAUGCUCAUAUUUUAUUUUUUAAACAUAAUUUUAUUUCACACAUUAAAUUUCAGUUUGGGUGUAAUGUGAAAUUUGGUUUAAUUUGGACUCAGUUAAUAAAAUAAUAUGUCAAUCAUAGAAUAUGAAUGUUGUAACUACUGUAUCAAACUUCAAUGAAACUAAAUAUUCACUUUGGGGAACAGAUCAUGUACAAGAACAAGCAGUUGUUAAAAUUGUCAAUAAAAGGAACACAAUUAUCUGUA
This is a messenger RNA of Anneissia japonica, 1007 nucleotides long. RefSeq names its product translocon-associated protein subunit beta-like. The transcript has 5 exons. NCBI's taxonomy places the organism in Eukaryota, Metazoa, Echinodermata, Crinoidea, Comatulida, Comatulidae. Gene Ontology annotation, cellular component: membrane; endoplasmic reticulum. The record is from RefSeq and is a predicted model, not a curated record. Bases 81 to 644 code for a protein of 187 amino acids.